CUGACUUUUAACAAGUAGUCGAUUGUUUUUUGCUGCAAAAAAAAAUAAUUAAAAGUCGAAUUAAGACCUUCAAAGUGCGGAUAUUAACAAAACUAAUCAGUAGACAGUUAAGAAUAAGUUUCAAAAGUUCCAGGAAUAGCUUCAAAAGUUUCGAAAGAAAAGUUUUGAAUUAUUAAUGUGAAAAAAAUUGACGCCAAAUUAAAAAAUUAAUUUGUGGCAUUAUUAAAUGAUCAGAUGGUACAAAAACUAGUUAAAAAGAUAUAACUCAUAAGCCGUGUCAGGAAUAACAUAUGAACAGCUACUGAAAUUCAGUAAUUGAAGUGAAAAAUUGUGUUUAAAUAUUGAUCGCCAUUUCGCCAUUAAUUUUAUUGAAGAUCACAGAAUAUUUGUACUUAAACAGUUUUUAAAGCCGCUGAAAACAUUUUGUUCGAUAAGAACAUUGUGAAUUGAUUAAAAACCUUGAAAAUAGGACGAAAAUUGAUUAUAAAAUUUAUUCAAUAAAUUAACCUUAAAACAGUGAAAAAUGGAAAGAGGUAGAUUUAAUAAUAGGGGAAAUUUCUCAAGAGGAGGCCGUGGUCGUGGCAGUGGAAUGAUGAGAGGUGGGGGAUUUAACAAUGGUCCAAUGUCAGGACGAGGUGGAAUGAUGAGAGGUCGUGGAGGUCCACGAGGGGGUCCUGGAAGAUUCGGAAACUCAAUGCAAGGCAAUAGAGGUGCACCAAGAGGACGUCGAGGUGGUUUUAUGAAUCAAGGAUCAGGAAAUUCAGAUUAUUUCCAAAAUCAGCAGCAACAACAACAGAAUGAUAAUGUUGUUACUGCACAACCUGAACCAGAAAAGCCAACAACUCCAGUUGCUCCAGUAACAACACAAAGUGGAAAUAAUGUUCAAGUUGUUACAACUGGAUCUUUGCCUCAAUCACAGCAACAAUCUGCUCCACAAAGUUCUAUCCCUUCAUCACAGCAACAAUCACAACAGCAGCAACAAUCUGGUCCAUCACCCGUACAGCAAUCGAUGAAUAAUAAUAAUAGUAGUAAUUCAUCAAUGCCACCAUCAAGUCGUGGAUCAUUUAGAGGCAGAGGAUUUUCUAGAGGAUCGUUCUCACGCGGACGUGGCAGUAGCUUUGGUCAAAGUGGAAUGAUGCCUAGACAGCAAUUUGAUACGCGUCAACCAUCUAACUUGACGCCUGCAUUGCCACCGAAUUCAGGACCACCAAAAAUGUCUCGUUAUGAUCAACCAAUGCAACCACCAAAACGAGGACGCUAUGAUAGCGGACCAUAUAUGGGAAGUAGAAAUGUUCAACAAAAUCAACCACCUUCUUCAAUGCCUCCUCAACAUCACCAAAGUUCAUACAAUAUGCCACCUCAUGGUCCACCAAGUUAUCAAGAUCAAACACAGUAUGGAAUGGAUCAAUAUCAACAGCAUGGAAGUGGAUAUAAUAGUAACAUGCAAUCAUCUCAAAGUGGAUAUACAACAAAUGGAGGAUCUUACAAUCAAUCAUACGGAUCACAGAAUUCGCAAUUGGGAUAUGGUCAGGAAUAUGAUCACAAUGCUGGAUAUCAAGAUUAUAGUGGCACAUCGUCCUACGAUACUCGGUACACAAAUUAUUCGCAAGAUUAUCGUCAACCAUCUUACGGAACUGAUUCAUAUGGUGGACAAGUUUCACAGGAUUCUUCGUACAAUCAGUACGACACAUCGAGAUCUGGAUAUGGAAAUUAUGAUUCAUAUUCUCAAGGUUACAACAACCAAUCUGGAUACUACUAAACAGUUUGAAAGAUAAUAAGUAACUGUAUGUGCAGGCAACAAACUGAAACUGUGAUAGAGCAGCUGGCUGUGAUGAACAACAUAAUUGCAUGGAUGUAAUUGAUCUCUACAUACAAACCCCCAAAUUUUACAUUAUGUUGACUGACUUAAAAAGACUGAAAUAAAUAAUUAUUU
Molecule: messenger RNA, 1933 nt
Organism: Chironomus riparius
Lineage: Eukaryota; Metazoa; Arthropoda; Insecta; Diptera; Chironomidae
Source: the annotation of a GenBank genome assembly